UGUUUUGACUGAUAAAUAAAUGCAAACAUGCGAGCCGUUUUAAUAAUAUUAAAAAUACCGAUUACGAUAACAUUUUCCUAGUAAUAAAAGCGUUCCAUUUCCUAAUUAGGUUGUGGUUGGUUGACGUAUUCAGUUGUAUUUGUACCAUCAUGAUGGUACGUUGUGUUUUAUUAUUGUCGGCAUUGGUAGCGUUUUGCCAAGCUAUUGUGCCGGGACCAAAGUAUAUACCUACAAAAGGUGAAAUAUGGCCCAAGCCUCAAUACGAGAAAAAUAAUAAAGUGGUAUUUUUAGUUGACAAGGAUAAAUUGGAAUUUAAGGUAACAAAAAAGUCGUGUCAAAUAUUAACGGACGCUAUCCAGCGAGCUAAGAAAACCUUACACAAACUGUCUAAAAUCGCCAAGCGUAACUAUAACAAGCAGGGCGUGGAUCUGAGCUCGCCGACUUUGGACACGAUCGACGUGGAGUUGACUCGGCCAUGCGAGGCUUACCCUUACCAUGGAAUGGACGAAAGUUACAAUCUCACGGUAUCGGACACGGCGUGUUUGACCGGGCACUCAAUAUGGGGCGUCUUGCACGGGCUCGAGAGCUUUAUACACCUAGUCUACCAAUCAGAUGAUUAUGAGACUCUCCUAAUACAAGAGACUAAAAUUCAUGACUACCCGCGCCACCCCCACCGCGGGUUACUAUUGGACACUUCUCGCCACUACCUGCGAGUGAGCAAACUGCUCCCUACGCUGGACGCCAUGGCGAUGAACAAACUUAACGUGUUCCAUUGGCACAUCGUGGACGACCACUCGUUCCCGUAUCAAAGCGAAAAGUUUCCUGAGUUAAGUGAAAAAGGAGCCUAUCAUCGGUCAAUGGUCUACACGAAAGCAGACAUCAAGAAGAUCGUAGAAUAUGCGAGAAACCGGGGGAUCAGAGUAAUACCUGAGAUAGAUGUUCCAGGCCAUGUCCGCUCCUGGGGCGAGGCAUACCCGCAGCUCCUCACGCCCUGCUACACGGGCAAGAAAGUGACCUCUCUUGGGCCUCUUGACCCGACCAACGAGCAGACGUACAAGUUUCUGGGGCAACUUCUGGAGGAGGUUCGGGAGUGGUUCCCGGAUCGGUACCUGCAUUUGGGGGGAGAUGAGGUCGAUUCUAAAUGCUGGAUAUCAAACCCGUCGCUGUUACGCUACAUGAUGCGGCACAACAUGUCGUCCUGGACCAAGCUCCACAGUUUGUUCAUGGAAAGGGCCACGCCGCUUGUCGGGGACAGGAAGAUCAUUGUCUGGGAGGCAAUGUUUGACGAGAAAGUGCCCCUAUCAAAUGACACGGUGGUACAAAUCUGGCUGUAUGCAUGGGCAUCUAAAAUUAACGAGGUACUGGAAGCGGGUAAAAAAGCCCUAUUCUCCUCAGAGUGGUACCUCUCCAUGAUGGGCAACGGAGGUGACUGGGAGAAGUUCUACAAGUUCGACCCUCGACUGAACGUUAGCGACAGAGCAUUAGUUCACAACAUGAUCGGGGGGGAGGCUUGUAUGUGGGGGGAGUACGUUGACAGCACUAACUUUAUAACGAGGGUUUGGCCACGAGCCUGCGGGAUCGCGGAGCGACUCUGGUCUGAGGCGUCGCGCGACGACAUGGAAACUGAAGAGCAAACGGAAUGGGCUAGCGACUUUAGCGACGGGGGCAGGAUAGCAGAGACCAUGGACCAUGUUCGUCGUCGUAUCGAGGAGCAGGCGUGCCGUAUGCUGAGGCGGGGUGUGCCGGCUGAGCCGCCGAACGGGCCCGGGUUUUGUGUCGUGUGACCACUUAAUAGUAGAUCGUUUGUAUAAAUA
Cydia fagiglandana is the source of this 1814-nucleotide messenger RNA. RefSeq names its product beta-hexosaminidase subunit alpha-like. Bases 150 to 1784 code for a protein of 544 amino acids. Gene Ontology annotation, biological process: carbohydrate metabolic process; glycosaminoglycan metabolic process; ganglioside catabolic process. Gene Ontology annotation, molecular function: beta-N-acetylhexosaminidase activity. Gene Ontology annotation, cellular component: membrane; lysosome. The record is from RefSeq and is a predicted model, not a curated record. NCBI's taxonomy places the organism in Eukaryota, Metazoa, Arthropoda, Insecta, Lepidoptera, Tortricidae. The transcript is spliced from 10 exons.